Syngnathoides biaculeatus (alligator pipefish) is the source of this 3114-nucleotide messenger RNA. It is a transcript of the gene cplx2a, whose product is annotated as complexin 2a. The record is from RefSeq and is a predicted model, not a curated record. Gene Ontology annotation, biological process: regulation of neurotransmitter secretion; synaptic vesicle exocytosis; neurotransmitter transport. Lineage: Eukaryota; Metazoa; Chordata; Actinopteri; Syngnathiformes; Syngnathidae. The transcript is spliced from 5 exons. Gene Ontology annotation, molecular function: syntaxin binding. The coding region runs from base 1386 to 1787 and encodes 133 amino acids. Gene Ontology annotation, cellular component: terminal bouton; SNARE complex.
UAACUCACACAUUCUUAUUUUCCCAUCUGGAAGCAGUGGGUGUGGUCUCCAUAGAAACGACAGCCAUUCAGAGUGCAGCGACGCGUGUACCGAGGCCAGUGCGUCUCCCGCCCGGAAACUGCGUGGAAAUCACAACGGACCUGGAAAUUGCGAGUUAUCCGAUGUAACUUGAACGUCUUGUGGUAAAACGACCCUUUCAUUCUUAUUGGACCAAUGGCGUAGAAUAAAAACUGAAUUGCGCGCAGACCGAUUGCACUUGGUAAUUUGGCUUCAACUUCCGGUCAGGGCAAAACAUUGCUUUGGAUACAAUUUCACGUGAAAGUUGACGUCCUUUGACAUCGUUACAAUUGUACAUUGUGAACCAUAAUAACAUCGAAUGUAGUUGGAAUAUGUGAGGUUUAGCUUUUCUUGGUGUCAAUAUGGUUAUUUCUUGUUGCGCUGUUGGCUGUCAAAACCGUGCAGGCGGUCGCAUAGAUGUCACUUUUCCCGGAAAGUGUUUCAGUUUAACCUUCAUAAUUAAUGAUUAUAAUUAUGAAUGUGGAAAGUAUAUCAUUACAGUGCAGAUUAAUGUGUUUGGAGCAUUAGAUUUACGUGUAUAAGAGGCUUCUAACGCUGAUUAAUAUAUUUCAGUAUCACAAGUGUAUAUCACAAUCGUUACAAUUAUUUUAUAUCACAGUCACUGAUAUUUCAGUAUCACUGGCAUGUAUCACAGCCUGAUCACAAUUCUUGGAUAUCACUGUCACUGAUACAGUAUAUAUUUCAGAAUCACAUUUUAUCACAAUUAUUAUGUAUCCCAGGUUGUAUAGGUCACUUGCACAACUUCAGAGUGCAAAGUGCAUUGUGGGUAAGAUUUUUGUUGUGUGUCGGCCAUUUUAGGAGGUUGUAAAGAGUUCUUAAAGUUUGUCUACAUACCUGCAUCGGGUUCAUUGUAUCUGCACUCUCUAUGGCGUUUUCCAAGUAUUUCGAGGAUCUGUCGGCUGAACUGAAACCCUACUACAGGCAGAAAAUCAGUUUUUGUGAGGAUCUGGACCCGUAUAGUCAAUCAAAGGCUGAUUUUGCGACUGAAAAAUGUUGGCAGAGAGUGGAAUACCCGAACAUUGUGAACUACUUGGAGGCUUACAAUUACUUUGUAAGCAGGUGGAUUCAGAGUGUCCUCUGCAAAAGGUUGUCUGAAGAAAAGGUUUUAAUUGUUGAACGCAACAACUUGCAUAUUCUUUGUCUCCGAUCGAGAAGAGGAAGCACUGGUUGUGGACCCACACCGCCUUUUCAUCCCCCCGUCCUAAUUUGGGCUAAGAAAGACUCGGACAAGGAUCCAUAUCAAGGUCCGUCCGUCCGUUCCGGAUAACGUGACCCGCUGAAGGAAGAGAACACAGAACUGCCUCAUCAUGAAUUUUGUAAUGAAAGCUGCACUGGGAGGAGGUCCUCCCGAUGUGGGCAAGAUGCUGGGUGGGGAAGAAAAGGAGGAGGACCCGGAUGCAGCAAAGAAAGAGGAGGAAAGGCAGGAGGCGCUAAGGCAGCAGGAGGAGGAGAGGAAGGCCAAAUAUGCCAAGAUGGAGGCGGAGAGAGAGCAGAUGAGACAAGGCAUAAGGGAUAAGUACGGCUUGAAAAAGCGCGAGGAGGCCGAGGCUGAGGCGGCAGCUGCCGCGGAGGAGCCUGCGGCGGGCAGCUUGACCCGACCAAAGAAGGCGGUGCCCGCUGGCUGUGGCGAUGAAGAGGAGGAGGAGAGCAUCAUGGACACAGUGAUGAAAUACCUGCCGGGUCCUUUGCAGGAUAUGUUAAAGAAGUAACCAGUGCCAGAUUUGGCUCAAGUCCUCAACAGGUUUGCUUCAAUCCCAAAACUCACGCUCAGAUUAGUAUUGUAAAUAAUUGAAAUUUGGUUUCUUCAAAGGAGUGCAGCGACUAUUAAAAGAUUUGAAAAGUGAAUUGCAGAUAUUAGGCUAAGCUAGACUGUGUCACUGGCGCCAGGUGUGUGUGUGUGUGUUAGCUUGGAGCUAACAUGGAGGAGAUGAAGCGCAGACUGCAAUUUGAAACUCUUUCCUCUUUCUCUGACUACUUUUAAACUCCUUUGAAGAGCUUGAAGCAACAACAUGGCGUUCUCCUUCACCUCGCUGUUCACUUUAAUUGUACAUAAGCAAUCUAUAUAACGAGCCUCAAGCGAGGCCAAACAAUCAAAUAUAUCCAUUUAUUAUACUGUGUCUGUCUCUCAACUAGAAAAUGUGAUGACUUGAUAAGCCAUAUCUAAAAGACAAAAGAAAAAAAGAGAAUAUUUAAAGACAACUUGUGCGUGCUUCGAAAACCUACUGUUGGUGUUUGUGUCAAAUUUCCGUCAAAGCGUUUUGCACAGUGUUACACAUUUUCUGUGAAAUGUGUUGUCUUUCUCUCUUGGACGUGGAAGUGUGCGCCCUUCGUGUAGCGUAACAAAUGUUUAAUGUGUCUUGCAUGCCAUUUGUCUCAACAAGUGCGUGACUUUGUACAAGCUACUCUCUUUUUAUCCUCGCCUUUGUUAUGCAAAAAAUAUUAAGGCAAUAAUUCCCGAGUUUGUGUUUUUCCUCAUGUCAGUGUAACCGUGAAUAAUAAUAAUAAUAAUAAUAAUAAUAAUAGCCUACUACGGUAAUUAGAAAUAAAGCAUUUAGGACAUUCAAUCGACAGUUUGCAGGGGUUUCUUUUUUCGUUUAAAUGUGGCUGUGUGGUGACUAUGACAACAGACAAGCUUUUCAGCCAUAAAACCGCCAACUGUAGUACGGUAAUAAUUAUUAAAUAACAAGGAGAUAAUAGCGAGUGAUUUUAGACAUCGGUCUUGAAAGUAUGCCGCAACUCUGUUUUUGUUUCCCGUCUUAAUUUGUGGAUAAAUGUGACACCCGUGCACUUUCUGGCAUUGAAGGGACCACAUGAUAACAAAAGUAAAAGUGUUUUAAAUGAUAUUUGAUUUAUCGCUGUACACGAGAAUGAGCCGCUAAAGCGACAUAGACUGUCAUGAGCAAUAAAGGAUGAUUAUCUAUGUUUCUGCCUGAGAAUCAAUAAAAACCUAAAUAUCUUCUACACAGAAGCGAUGUUUUUAUCGUCUUUCUUAAUGAUGAUGUGAAGCUGAUGACACGAGGGCAGGGGUGGAGCGAA